Molecule: messenger RNA, 805 nt
Organism: Caenorhabditis angaria
Lineage: Eukaryota; Metazoa; Nematoda; Chromadorea; Rhabditida; Rhabditidae
Source: the annotation of a GenBank genome assembly
AUGAGUCUUCUUUCGAAUUUCGCUAAACUGGUAAUCAAAUCACAAGCUCAAUUCCAUCAAUCUAUUCCAUCAUGUUCGUCAGUAUUCAUGAAACGUCAAAAGAAAAUUGAUCCAGAAGUUGCUAAACAACGUGAAGCUCGUCGCAGAAAACGACUUGAAAAAGAAAUCCGUCAAAUGCAAAAACAUUCGAAGAAACCAAAACCAGUUGAUGAAUUGACACUUGAUGUGAAAUCUGCGAAAAAUAUUGAGUGAGUCAUUAUUUAUCAAAAAUGCUGAAUUUUUAUUGAUUUUUAUCAUUUCAAUCGAAGUCACGUCAAAAUUACCACGUAUUUUUGCUAUUGAAAAUGUUCAUUUCAAAAUUAUUGUUUGAAUUAACCAGAUGUUGAUUCAAAAUCUAUAGAACACUAAUUUUGCGAUUAUCGUUAGGACAGCAAAUUGUGUGUUUUUUCAAUCAUUAAAAUGUUAUAUAUCUUGACUUACUUGUUUUUAUUACAGAGAGAGGUAUCGCCCGAAAGUUGAAGUCACAAUUGAAAAAAUCGAUGAGCGAGCAAUUUCAAUGAAAGAAUAUACAAGAAGUCGAAACGAAUUACAAAGAUUGGAUGAUAAAUGGAUUGCUGGUGUGAUUGCUUCUCAACGAAAAGCUUUAAACGAACUCAAAAAAUUGGAUCCGAAAUUAUAUGAAAGUGCAAUUCAACCAGCUCCAGGUGAUCUUCCUUUGAUUAUUCAGGGUCCUUCUUUGACUCCACCAAUUAAAAAUUAUGAAGCUCCAGAUGGUGAUUAUAUAGAUACAACAAGAAAUUGGUAG